This is a messenger RNA of Sus scrofa (pig), 1717 nucleotides long. RefSeq names its product exosome component 3 (gene EXOSC3). The record is from RefSeq and is a predicted model, not a curated record. Gene Ontology annotation, biological process: poly(A)-dependent snoRNA 3'-end processing; CUT catabolic process; nuclear polyadenylation-dependent rRNA catabolic process. NCBI's taxonomy places the organism in Eukaryota, Metazoa, Chordata, Mammalia, Artiodactyla, Suidae. Gene Ontology annotation, cellular component: nuclear exosome (RNase complex); cytoplasmic exosome (RNase complex). Gene Ontology annotation, molecular function: RNA binding.
AUUCGAAGGGAGGAAAAAAGCCUAGGUAGAAAUGCACAUCAAAAUGUUAACAUUCAUUCUUCCUUUUAUUCACCGGGUAUUACCUACUUCGUGCCAGGACCUGCGCUACAAACAAUGGGAACUAGCUGACAAUCUAGCAAGGGAGACAAACGGGCGGCAAGACUAACACGUUUUAUGUUCUUAUUCUUCUCUAUGUUUUCCAUUAUGUGAAUAGAUAUAUUCUCAAGCAAAACCCAAAAAGAUUUCAUACUGAAAAAGAAAACACUUUUCCUCGUAAAGGUCCUUUUGAGGGCAGAGUCAGAAAGGAGAGCCAACUCAAGAAGGACCUCUGCUCAGUUCCUAAGGCUCCCCGGGAACCAAAGGUGGCGCCGUCUCGUAUCGCACCGUCCGAUCCGAGACACCGGAAGUGGAGGCUCCGCGACAGACUCAAGCUGCGCGUUUCUCCUGCUGACCACCGCAGGAUUAGCGGCCGGCUAGAGACAAUCAUAGCUACCUUGGGGCAACCUCUGAGAGCACAGAACUGUCAGGCAUCACUGCAGUAGUUUCAAGUCCCACAGGCCUGUGCUGCCGGAAACGGAAAGCUUUGGGUGGCCUGGCGAUUGGACGCGGACCCGGAAGCCGGAAACUGUUUAGUUACACUCGCUAUGGCUGAGCCAGCCGCUCAUGCUGCGGAGUCCUUUGCUGGUUGCAGGGCGCGGGCAGCCCGUACAGUGCUGGAUCAGGUGGUGCUCCCGGGUGAGGAGCUGCUGCUGCCUGAGCAGGAGGACGGAGAAGGCCCAGGAGGUGCAGGGGAGCGACCGCUGCGCCUGAACGCCGGAGCGCGCCCGCGGGUGCGCGUGGUGUGUGGCCCGGGCUUGCGGCGUUGUGGCGACCGGCUGCUGGUCACCAAGUGCGGCCGCCUCCGUCACAAGGAGGCCGGCGGCGGCGGCGGCAGUGGCGUCUAUUGGGUGGACUCGCAGCAGAAGCGGUAUGUUCCAGUCAAAGGAGACCAUGUGAUUGGCAUAGUUACCGCUAAAUCUGGAGAUAUAUUCAAAGUUGAUGUUGGAGGGAGUGAGCCAGCUUCUUUAUCUUACUUGGCAUUUGAAGGUGCAACUAAAAGAAACAGACCAAAUGUUCAGAUUGGAGAUCUCAUCUAUGGCCAAUUUGUAGUUGCUAAUAAAGAUAUGGAACCAGAGAUGGUCUGUAUUGACAGCUGUGGACGAGCCAACGGAAUGGGUGUGAUUGGACAAGAUGGUCUGCUUUUUAAAGUGACUUUGGGCUUAGUUAGAAAGCUGCUAGCUCCAAACUGUGAAAUCCUACAAGAAGUGGGAAAACUCUACCCACUUGAGAUAGUAUUUGGAAUGAAUGGAAGAAUAUGGGUUAAAGCAAAAACCAUUCAGCAAACUUUGAUUUUGGCAAAUGUUUUAGAAGCUUGUGAACACAUGACAGCAGAUCAAAGAAAACAGAUCUUCUCCAGAUUGGCAGAAAGUUGAUCUAUGUGGAUCAGCUGAGCCAAGAGACUGUGGGUUUCUUGGGGGAAACGUUUCUCAGAUGGACUUUUCCCCAUUAAAUCUUCAAAAGACAAGAUGUGACUGUACAUAUUGUCUCAUUAGAGUGCUAAAUAAAAUAUUUUUAUAAAGUUUCUGGUUGCCACCCAUGUUCUUGUGGGUGAAAGAAAGCAGUGUAAAAAUAAUGAUGUAGUUUUCUGUUUUUUACAAUAAAGUUUACUAAUUUACUA